Eucalyptus grandis is the source of this 3307-nucleotide messenger RNA. RefSeq names its product alpha-amylase 3, chloroplastic. NCBI's taxonomy places the organism in Eukaryota, Viridiplantae, Streptophyta, Magnoliopsida, Myrtales, Myrtaceae. Gene Ontology annotation, biological process: carbohydrate metabolic process. Gene Ontology annotation, molecular function: calcium ion binding; alpha-amylase activity. The record is from RefSeq and is a predicted model, not a curated record.
CUCUCUCCUCCUCCUCCUCCUCCUCGCUUUUCUCGUUCGCUCUUCAUCCUCCUCGCUCGAUCAAGCAAUGUCGUCGGCCGUCAGCACGGAGCCUCUGCUCCACCGCAGCUUCCGGGAGAUCUCCCGGCCCCGCUUCCGGUCGAGCACGCUCCGGCCGUCGCCUCCUCCCGCUUCGCUGAGCUGCGCUCCGAAGUCGCCGUCGUUUCGCCACGCGAGGCGGAGGUGCGCCUCCGGCUCCGGACCGCGCCGUGGAGGAUGGGGCGGCGCCGGCGCCGGCCCCUCCUCCGCGUGCGGGCGAGCUCCUCCGGUGCGGCGGUCGUGGAGGCGCUCGAAUCCGCCGACGUCCUCUUCCAGGAGGCCUUCCCUCUCCAGAGAACUGAGACGGCCAAGGGGAAGAUAUUCGUGAGACUAGAUCAGGGGAAGGAUGGGCAGAAUUGGCAGCUCACGGUUGGUUGUACGCUUGCUGGGAAGUGGAUUCUUCACUGGGGAAUUUCUCACGUAGACGAUGUCGGCAGUGAAUGGGAUCAACCUCCUGCUGAAAUGAGACCUCCUGGAUCAAUUCCUAUCAAGGACUAUGCAAUCGAGACGCCAUUGCAGAAAUCAUCUACGUUGAUGGAUGGGGAUGAAGUUUAUGAAGUGAAUAUAAGUAUCAAGUCCAACAGUAAUAUUGCCGCCAUAAAUUUUGUUCUGAAGGAUGAAGAAUCUGGAUCUUGGUAUCAGCAUAGAGGGAGAGACUUCAAGGUGCCUCUCAUGGAUUCUCUUCAAGACGAUAGCAACAUUGUUGGCUCCAAAAGGGGCUUUGAUUUAUGGCCAGGUGCCCUGGGACAGCUAUCUAACAUACUCCUUAAAGGAGAAGCAUCAGACUAUAAGGAUAAAGAUGCCAGCACUGACUUAGAAGCCUCAAAACAAGAAGUGCGGUGCCUUGAGGGAUUUUAUGUGGAGCAGCCUAUUGUUAAAGUAGUUUCCAUUCGUAACUCUGUCAACAUUUCUGUUAAGAUCUGUCCUAAGACAGCUAAGACUCUUGUAUACUUGGAAACGGAUCUCCCUCGAGAUGUUAUUGUUCACUGGGGAGUUUGCAGAGAUGAUUCUAAAAAGUGGGAAAUUCCAGCAGCCCCGUAUCCGCCAGAAACAGAAAUCUUCAAGAACAAGGCUUUACGGACCUUGUUACAGCCAAAGGAACAGGGAAAUGGAUUUUGGGGAUCAUUUGCUUUGGAUGAAGAGUUUGUGGGAUUCCUUUUUGUUCUCAAGCUAAAGGAGGAGGAUGUUUGGCUGAAUUGUAUGGGAGAGGAUUUUUACAUACCGGUAUCUAGCACAAGGAGUUCUUCUCUUCUUAGACAAAACGAAUCUGACAGUACAGAGACAUCUGGAAAAACCAUGGAAACAAAUACAGAAGUCAGUAGCACUGCAUACACUGAUGAUAUUAUCAAUGAGAUAAGAAACUUGGUUAGUGAUAUUUCAUCUGAGAAGAGUCGCAAGACGAAGACUAAAGAAGCACAAGAAAGCAUUCUCCAAGAGAUUGAAAAGUUGGCUGCUGAAGCCUAUAGUAUUUUCAGAAGUUCCCUGCCAACUUUUUCGGCGGAAGCUGUUUUGGAACAAGAGGCACUGGAACCUUCUCCAAAUAUAUGUUCAGGCACAGGAACGGGGUUCGAGAUAUUGUGCCAAGGUUUUAAUUGGGAAUCAAACAAGUCUGGAAGGUGGUAUAAAGAACUGAUGGAAAAAGCUUCACAGUUAGCUUCUCUGGGUUUCACAGUAGUUUGGUUACCACCACCUACUGAUUCUGUGUCACCUGAAGGGUAUAUGCCGAGGGAUCUUUACAAUUUAAAUUCAAGAUAUGGAACUAUUGAUGAACUGAAGGACCUCGUGAAGAAGUUCCAUGAAGUUAACAUAAGAGUUCUUGGAGAUGUUGUGCUUAAUCAUCGAUGUGCACAGUACCAGAAUCAAAACGGUAUAUGGAAUAUUUUUGGUGGUCGUCUAAAUUGGGAUGAUCGAGCUGUAGUUGCUGACGAUCCUCAUUUUCAGGGUAGAGGCAACAAGAGUAGUGGAGAUAAUUUUCAUGCUGCCCCAAAUAUUGAUCACUCACAAGAUUUUGUGCGGAAAGAUCUGAAGGAAUGGUUACAUUGGCUGAGGAGAGAAAUUGGGUAUGAUGGAUGGAGGCUCGAUUUUGUUAGAGGCUUUUGGGGUGGCUAUGUCAAAGACUACUUGGAUGCUAGUGAACCUUACUUUGCUGUUGGUGAGUACUGGGAUUCCCUCAGCUAUACAUAUGGAGAAAUGGAUCACAAUCAAGAUGCACACAGGCAGAGAAUUAUCGACUGGAUAAACGCUACAAAUGGCACAGCUGGAGCAUUUGAUGUCACCACAAAAGGAAUUCUUCAUGCCGCAUUGGAAAGAUGUGAAUAUUGGCGACUAUCAGAUCAGAAGGGAAAACCUCCAGGGGUUGUCGGAUGGUGGCCAUCUCGAGCUGUAACAUUUGUAGAGAACCAUGACACUGGCUCUACCCAGGGUCAUUGGAGAUUUCCAAGUGGAAAGGAAAUGCAAGGAUAUGCCUAUAUCUUGACGCACCCAGGAACUCCAGCAGUGUUCUAUGACCACAUCUUUUCUCACUACCAAUCUGAAAUUGGUUCACAUUCUAUCAGGAAUCGCAACAAGAUCCAUUGCAGGAGCACUAUUAAAAUAACCAAGGCUGAGAGGGACGUCUAUGCAGCCAUUAUUGAUGACAAAGUUGCAAUGAAGAUUGGACCAGGCUACUAUGAACCCCAAAGUGGGCCCCAGAAAUGGUCUCCGGUCCUCGAGGGAAGAGAUUACAAGGUUUGGGAAACUUCUUAAUGAUACCAUAUAGGAGUGUUCAUUCCCAACCAUAUGAAAUCAGUUACCAGAAUGUUCCUCGAUGAAGUUCCCUCGAGUUUAUCCUCGAGCCAGUUGGAGCAUGUACCUGGGAGCAUAUACCUGAGCACGAUGGAGUGCUACUCCAAUAUAAUUAUGCACGAAUUAUAUCAAUUUAUACUCUGUAUGGUUAGUCCGUCCAGCCAGAAAGUAAAGGCAGAUGUUGGAAUCAGAUAGUUCAGUGAUUGCAGGAACUCAUCACUACGAUGUAGGUUAUAUAUUGAAAAAGAGAGUGACCCGGGCAUCCCUUUAACACCUUUUUACGUUAAAAGCAUGUAAGAAUAAGCAUUGAUUGAACCCGUGGAAAUCGUGCAGAUUCUGCUGGAAGACGUCGUUCCACGAUUGUACUCUGCGAAAAGCAAUUCUGUUGUAAAAUAUACUUGUAUACACUAUCGAUACGUAAAAAGUCUCGUGCGAUUCCUGUGAA